Sphaerulina musiva SO2202 is the source of this 2503-nucleotide messenger RNA. Its product is annotated as acetolactate synthase. Gene Ontology annotation, biological process: L-valine biosynthetic process. NCBI's taxonomy places the organism in Eukaryota, Fungi, Ascomycota, Dothideomycetes, Mycosphaerellales, Mycosphaerellaceae. The record is from RefSeq and is a predicted model, not a curated record. Gene Ontology annotation, molecular function: magnesium ion binding; acetolactate synthase activity; thiamine pyrophosphate binding. The coding region runs from base 67 to 2187 and encodes 706 amino acids. Gene Ontology annotation, cellular component: mitochondrion; acetolactate synthase complex. The transcript has 2 exons.
GCAGCAUCACACUGUGUCCCACCCUCCUCCUCCUCCUCUCUUGCGCCCUCCUCCACUCUCCUUUGCAUGACCACAUUCGCCAUGAUCCCUUCCAGAGCGGCCAAUGCGGCCAAGAUCGCACGCCAGACUCGCCAAUUCGCGUCAUCCUCGCGAAUCGCUGCCAUUUCGCCUUACCGAAAACACACCCCACAGCCCGUCAAAGAGACCAAACGCACCGUCUCAGCAACAGCGAAGAGCAAUGCGCAAGCAGCGGCACAACCUGCGCCUGCGCAGCAAAGAGCGGUGCCGAGUCCAGCUUUCAAUCGAGAUGAACCCAAAAGCAGAGAACCACAACCGCUGCAACCAUUCCGCCAACCCGAAAUGGAUCACAGUUUUGUGGGAAUGAAGGGCGGAGAGAUAUUCCAUGAGAUGAUGCUCAGACACAACGUCAAGCACGUUUUCGGUUAUCCUGGAGGCGCUAUCCUGCCUGUCUUCGAUGCCAUCUACAACAGCGAGCACUUUAAUUUCAUUCUACCCAGACAUGAGCAGGGCGCAGGCCACAUGGCUGAGGGUUAUGCUCGUGCUUCCGGUAAGCCAGGUGUUGUUCUGGUGACUUCUGGACCGGGCGCCACAAACACUGUCACUCCGAUGCAGGAUGCUUUGAUGGACGGUACGCCAAUGGUGGUUUUCUGCGGACAGGUGCCGACUUCUGCCAUUGGCUCGGAUGCCUUCCAGGAAGCUGACACCGUGGGCAUCUCACGAGCAUGCACAAAGUGGAAUGUCAUGGUGAAGAACAUCGCAGAGCUGCCGCGGAGAAUCAACGAGGCUUUCGAGAUCGCCACUUCUGGUAGACCUGGACCAGUCUUGGUCGAUCUACCCAAGGACGUGACUGCAGGUAUCUUGAAUAGACCGAUCCCUAUGAUGUCUACCUUGCCUACUCAUCCUUCCGCCGCAACCACGGCUGCACGAGAUCUUUCCUUGAAGCAGUUGCAUGGCAGCAUUAAGCGCACGGCUGAUCUCAUUAACAUUGCAAAGAAGCCAGUCAUUUAUGCGGGACAGGGCAUUCUCGGCCAUGUAGAUGGACCAAAGUACCUCAAGGAGCUUUCCGAAAAGGUUCAGAUUCCAGUGACCACCACUCUGCAAGGUCUGGGAGCAUAUGACGAGCUGGACCCCAAGUCUCUUCAUAUGCUGGGUAUGCACGGAUCUGCAUUCGCCAACAUGGCUAUCCAAGAAGCCGACUUGAUCAUUGCUCUCGGUGCGCGUUUCGACGAUCGUAUUACUGGCCACGUUCCACGAUUUGCACCUCAGGCACGAAAAGCGGCCGAGGAGGGUCGCGGCGGUAUCGUACACUUCGACAUCAUGCCCAAGAACAUUAACAAGGUUGUACAGGCUACGGAAGCUGUCGAGGGAGACGUCACUGCAAACCUGGCUCUCCUCCUCCCACAUGUCAACGAGGUUUCCAAGGACUCUCGCAAGGAGUGGUUCGACCAGAUUGACGCCUGGAAAGAGCGCUUCCCAUGGGCAUACCAGAAGGAGGAUGGUCCAGACGGUGUCAUCAAGCCACAGACUGUCAUCACUGCCCUUUCAGACCUCACAGCGCCUAAGAAGCAUGAGACGAUCAUCACAACGGGUGUCGGUCAGCAUCAAAUGUGGACCGCACAGCACUACCGAUGGAGACAGCCCCGCUCGAUGAUCACUUCGGGUGGUCUCGGCACCAUGGGCUUCGGUCUCCCCGCAGCCAUUGGCGCCAAGGUUGCUGCACCGGAGAAGCUCGUCGUCGACAUUGAUGGAGAUGCCUCCUUCCUCAUGACUCAGACGGAGCUGGGAACCGCUUCUGAAUUCAACAUUGGUGUCAAGGUCAUCGUCUUGAACAAUGAAGAACAAGGCAUGGUCACACAAUGGCAGUCUCUCUUCUACAGCGAUCGUUUCGCGCACACACAUCAACGGAAUCCCGAUUUCGUCAAGCUUGCCGAAGCCAUGUACGUCCCUGCACGAAGAACGACGAAGCUUGGCACUUUGGCAGAGGAUCUGGAAUGGUUAUGCUACGGCUCUGGAGAAGGUCCAGCUUUCUUGGAGGUCGUGGUUGAUCAGAAGAUUCCUGUCCUGCCCAUGGUGCCUGGUGGAAGUGCUCUUCAUGAGUUCUUGGUCUAUGACGAGAAGAAGGAGAAAGAAAGAAGACAGCAGACGAGAGAUCGCUCUGGACGUUGAUCACAGAUUGACUACCUACCUGACCUCGGAACACGGCCUUGUAUUUUCUUUUAUUCUCUCUGUAUGGUGUUUUUAAGGCGUUGCAUCUGGGGAGGGACGGGGUGAGCGUUCAGGUGUGUACAUAUACCUAAUGGAGAAACACUUGCCACGCGUCAAGCAGUGGUUUUUGAUCUUGGGCUGGGCUGGCCUGGGUGGGCGAGAGAUGUCCGCGAGGUCACCAAAAAAGUUCUGUAUGUAUGACGGAAGGCUUUUUAGUCAGGUAGCUACCUACCUAGGUAGGUAGUCCUACAGCUGAAAUUGAAGCAAGUUACCUAGG